GCUAGACCUAGACGUAGCUGAGUUUAUUUGCAGAAAAUUUCACUUAUUGAUGGAUUCCAAAAAGUCUAACAAGAUCAGGGAGAUAGUCAGGCUUCAACAGAUCCUCAAGAAGUGGAAAAAGUUAGCAAAUGCACCAAAGAACAGCAUCAACAACAAUAGCAGCAGCAGCAGCAGCAGCUCCUCCUCUCAUCCGACCACCAGCACCAGCGGUGGCGGUAGUAGAAGUAUCAAAUUCUUUAAGAGAACACUAUCUUUCACAGACGUUUCAGCAGGGUCAGGGUCAGGUGAGGUUGUCCCGAAAGGGUUCCUAGCUGUUUGCGUAGGAAAAGAGCUGAAGCGAUUCAUCAUACCAACAGAGUACUUGGGUCACCAAGCAUUUGGGAUUCUGCUAAGAAAAGCGGAAGAGGAGUUUGGGUUUCAACAGGAAGGUGUGUUAAAGAUCCCUUGUGAGGUUUCCACCUUUGAGAAGAUCUUGAAGAUGGUUGAACUUAAAAAAGAUGCUCUCUUCUUACAUGACUUCGGCUUCAAUGUUGACAAAGAAAUCGUUGGUUGCUACUCUCCAGAUUGUGCGCUCACACCUUCUCAUCAUCCUCAAAUGUGUAGAUGA
Molecule: messenger RNA, 607 nt
Organism: Durio zibethinus
Lineage: Eukaryota; Viridiplantae; Streptophyta; Magnoliopsida; Malvales; Malvaceae
Source: RefSeq, a predicted model, not a curated record